This is a messenger RNA of Agrilus planipennis (emerald ash borer), 1951 nucleotides long. RefSeq names its product zinc finger protein 664-like. Gene Ontology annotation, biological process: regulation of transcription by RNA polymerase II. The transcript is spliced from 6 exons. Lineage: Eukaryota; Metazoa; Arthropoda; Insecta; Coleoptera; Buprestidae. Bases 122 to 1306 code for a protein of 394 amino acids. The record is from RefSeq and is a predicted model, not a curated record. Gene Ontology annotation, cellular component: nucleus. Gene Ontology annotation, molecular function: DNA-binding transcription factor activity; zinc ion binding; RNA polymerase II cis-regulatory region sequence-specific DNA binding.
UAUGUCUUUGAUAGCAUAACAAAUAAUAAUAAAUAAUGAACUAGAACCACAAUAAGCAUCGUUAAUAUUUUAAUCCAUGAUAAAAAAAAACAGUGAGUAAAGUUUUACCUGUUGACCCACCAUGCAGAAUUACGAAUUUGAUUUUCAAGAACGAAUAAACAUCACCAAUUUUUCAAAAAUAUGUAGAAUAUGCUUACUUGAAAAAAGCCACUUGAUAUCAAUAUUCACGCAAGGACUUGAAAAUAGUUUACUAGAACAUGGAGCUAUUACGGUAAAACAAGGGGAUGGAUUUCCUCAGUCUAUGUGCAGAGAAUGUCACAAUGAAUUGAUCAUAGCAGAAAUUUUUAAGCAAAAAUGUUGUAAAUCAGACUUAAUAUUGAGAGGCUCCUUAGUUAAUAUGGAAAAAGAAAGUGAGAAAAAUGUAUUUUCUCUUGAAGAACAGCACACAGAAUGUAAUAACAUUAAGAAGGAUCACUCUUACAGUGUAAAAAAUGAAGAUGAUGUUAGUAACUGUGUGCAAUCUGUAUCAAAAAUAAAAGUAUCUAAAAAUAAAAAAGAUCAGUGUAAAUUAUGCAAAGAGUCAUUAAGUGAUUUAAACGUGGAAAAAUUAGAUAAGAAAUCAUUCCAUCAUGCAAACCCAAACACAUGCUGUUCUUGUUGUAAAAAGUUUAGAGAGCUGAAGGAGUUAAAACGACAUACUCGUGUUCACAAAUUAAAAAAGACAUACAUUUGUGAAACUUGUGGAAAGGGAUUUUAUGGGAUUACAGACUUAACAAUUCAUAGCAGAGUUCAUACAGGAGAAAAACCACAUGAAUGCAAGACAUGUUCAAAAAUGUUUGCAGAUCCUAGAGCCCUAAAGUGUCACAUAAGAAGACAUACUGGCGUAAAACCAUAUAGUUGUGAAGUGUGCAAUAAACGUUUUGCUCAUUCCUUCGUUCUUUCUACCCAUAAGAGAACUCACACAGCUGAGAGACCGUACAUGUGCCCAAGCUGCGGGAAAACGUUCAUCUAUGCUAAUAAUCUAGCAAUUCACAUACGCACUCAUACUGGGGAAAGACCCUAUCAGUGCAGCUCCUGUUCUAAACGUUUUAUGUCACGCUCUUCUCUUUCAGCGCACAUGCUCACACACACCGGCGAAAAAAGAUUUAGAUGUAACGUAUGUGGAAAACAAACUGCCAGAUCAGGAGACCUAACCAUUCAUAUGCGAACACACACUGGAGAACGACCAUAUCAAUGUAAUAUUUGUUCAAAACGAUACAUAAUGUCUUGUCAUUUAAGGGCUCAUAUGAAAAUACAUACCGGUUAAUUACUACCUACUACUUUAUAAACAUAUGCGAAAUUAAUUGUUGUAAUUGUAUUUUAGAAGAUAAGCACUAUAUGAAAUAGAGGCUUUUCUCACCGUAGGUGUACAAAUUCACAUGUUAAAUAAUAAAAAAAAAAGAAAUAGCUUCUUUAACAGUUGUGAUAAAUGUUUUAGAUUCUUAAAUACUUAAUAGCAUAAUUAUGAAACGUGAAAUCUUUAUAAGGUGAUCUUUAUUAAGACAGUCUAUUAUGUAAAUAUGUAUGUAUGUGCCAUGAUAUAAAUACACUAAUUAAAAAAAAACAGUUACAAAUUUUUCAUUAUUAACUAGUUUAAUACAUUUCACUUAUCGUUUAUAAGUCCUUUACAUAUUAUACAGAUACUUAAUAAAAUUAUAUUUUAAUUAUAGUAAGACCAAUAUGUGAUACAUAUAGUAGAUUUAAUUAUUGUACGGAAAAGUGAGAAUAGUGAACAAACAAGGCAUUGAUGAUACUAAUAAUUAACUAAUAUUUUAAAUUUAGUUUAGCUUUAUGUUACUUCUAAAUUGUAGCAGCUCAAGCAGGGUCUGUACCCCCUAUGUGGUCUAUUUAGUUGUAAAUGAAUAAUAUAUACGUACAUCAUGGAAAUACACAAUUUCAGAAGAUAAGUUAA